AGGUAAAGGACAGUUCAGUCAGACGAUGUAGUUUAUUUUUAUGAUGUGAUGGCUCUGUUUUGAUUGAUGAGAACUCUAAAUUUAAUACAAAGUAGUCGUGAUAGUAUUAUGAAAUUAACUUGAAUUGUGUUUUUAUAAUUGUCUUAAGAUUUUGUACCUUAUUUAGGCAAAGUAAUUUUAAAAUGGGAGUUCCAAAGUUUUUUAGAUACAUUAGCGAGCGUUAUCCUUGCCUUAGCGAAGUUGUAAGAGAAUACCAGCUUCCAGAAUUUGACAACCUGUAUCUUGAUAUGAAUGGAAUAAUUCAUGUUUGUUCACACCCCAAUGACACUGAUCCUCACUUCAGGAUCACAGAGGAAAAGAUCUUUCGAGACAUUUUUCAUUAUAUUGAAACACUGUUCAGAAUGAUUCAACCUCAGAAGUUAUUUUUCAUGGCUGUUGAUGGUGUUGCACCUCGAGCCAAGAUGAAUCAACAGAGAGGAAGAAGAUUCCGAUCAGCCAAAGAUGCAGAGAUGGCAGAAGCCAAAGCGAGGGACAAGGGAGAACUUCUGCCGAGCGACGAUAGGUUCGAUUCUAACUGUAUCACACCAGGGACCGAGUUUAUGACACGCCUACAGGCGCAGCUCAAAUACUUUGUUGUCUUCAAGAUUAGUACUGACAAGCUCUGGCAGAAAGUCAAAGUCAUCCUCUCCGGUCAUGAAACACCUGGAGAAGGGGAGCACAAAAUAAUGGACUACAUUCGCUACAUGAAAUCUCAGCCGGGCUAUGACCCUAACACCCGACACUGUUUGUACGGUCUGGAUGCUGAUCUCAUCAUGUUGGGCCUGUGUACUCACGAGCCUCACUUCUCUCUGCUGCGUGAAGAGGUGAAAUAUGGUAAAAAGAACAACCAGAAGCGAAUUCCCACACCAGAAGAGACGACAUUCUUCCUACUCCACCUGUCUCUGAUGAGGGAGUACCUAGACCUAGAGUUCCAGCAGCUGAAGACUACUCUACCUUUCUCUUACGACUUGGAACACAUAAUUGAUGACUGGGUCCUUAUGAGUUUUCUGGUGGGCAAUGAUUUUAUCCCUCAUCUUCCAGACAUGCAUAUUAACAAGGGUGCCCUCCCCAUACUGUACAAGACCUACAUAGACGUCCUUCCCACUCUAGGAGGUUACAUCAAUGAAGGGGGUAACCUGCGGCUUGACAGGUUCCAGAAGUAUAUGGAGAAAUUGGCCAGUUUCGACUUUGAGCAGUUCAAAGAGAUCAGUGCAGAUCUACGAUACUUGGAGUCUAAGACUGGUCGCAAGAUUGAUGGCAAAGAAAGGCAUAGUUACAAAAAUGAUGAAGAACAAAUGUCGCCUCCCAAGAACAAAGAUCUAGCAGCUCUCAUAGCAUCUACUGAAGAGAUGCUGGAAGGAUCGGAAGACGAUGAUGACAACUACACAACUGUGGACAGCGACGAGGAAGAUGAAGGGACUUCCUUUGCCGAGUUUUGUGCUCACAAGAACAACUAUUACAUUGAAAAAUUAGAGUAUGACAAAGUCACACCGGAAGUGCUGCGAAGUCAGGGAGAAGGCUACGUCAGGGCUAUUCAAUGGAAUCUUAAUUACUAUUACAAUGGGUGCUGCUCCUGGUCGUGGUUCUACCCGCACCACUACGCUCCCUACAUCUCGGACAUAAAAAACUUCUCAGGACUCAAACUCGAAUACGAUCAAGGAACACCCUUCCUGCCUUUCCAGCAGCUGUUAGCUGUUUUACCUGCUGCUAGCAAGAAAUUGCUACCAAAGGCUUACCAUGAGUUGAUGGAAGAUGACAAGUCCCCCAUCAUCGACUUUUACCCGACAGAGUUUAAGACAGACCUCAAUGGUAAACGGCAAGAUUGGGAGGCUGUGGUUCUUAUACCAUUCAUUGACCAGGAGAGCUUGUUGCAAGCCAUGGAGACAAAGGAACACGAGUUGACGGACGAGGAGAAGUCUCGCAACAAACAUGGGCCCAUGCAGGUCUACACUUACACUCCUGAGAAUCAGGGAUCAUACAUUGCUCCUGCCUACUUCCCUGCAUUGUCCAACCACCAUGCCCACCUGGAGAAUGUGCCCAGAGAGAAGUUAUAUGUGGAGAACAGCAAGCUUGUGAAGGGUUUAUGCCCUGGGGCGCGGCUGGACAUCUACCACUGUGGAUUCCCCACACUCAAGCAUAUUCCCUUCAAGGCAGAACUGCGCAAAGCCAAGGUGAAGGUGUUUGAGUCUGCUAGCCAAGGAGACAACAUGAUCUUGUCGAUCUUACCACAAGGUCAUCCCGAUGUCAAAGAGGUGGCUUCUCAGUUGCUGGACAAGAGCAUAUAUGUCAACUGGCCACAUAUGUUUGAAGCCAGGGUAGUAGGUGUAGCGAGUGAGAAAGUAAGAUUUUGCCUGAAAAAAGAUGAUGAUUCUAUGAUAAUAGAGGAGAUGAACAAGGCUGAGCAAGCCAAGUGGGACCUUACCAGGAAAGCCAUUGAAGAAAGGUAUAAAAAUCGGAUGGGGAUCAAUGUUGGCAAGACUGAAAUCUUGGUGUAUGCAUGCACACUGGAGGACAAGAAGAUAGUGAUGACAGAGGAGAAAGCUCAGUAUGAGAAACAGUGGAGUAAGCAUGCUGCCGCAUAUGCACUGCAGACAACUAGGACAGACCUUGAGGUACAUGAGCCGUUGCCACAGCUCAACAUGACAUUAGAACAGCUGUUUCCUGUGGGCACAGUUGUGUUUUCUCUGGAGCCACCCAGCUAUGGCGCAAUGGGCACGGUGGUGGAGGGCAGUAAGAACCAGCGAGUGAGGGUGUUCUUUACUUAUGAGUCAGAACCCAACACUGAACAUAUGAAGAAUUCAGUGAAGAGGAGAGCUCCCCGCUAUAUGCCAGGUAACCAGGUUGCUCACAAUCUCGGCUUAUCUCCACACGUACUAUCCCGUAUCACAGGAACGAUUUACAUCCUCUCAGAAAACCAAGAGUCAGAUUACAAACUUAACAUCGGACUUAACCUUAAAUUCAACAAGAGGAAUGAAGAGGUGGUUGGGUACACCAAGAGAGAUAGAGUUCUGGGCAACUGGACGUACUCCCACAAGGCGGAAGAGGAAGUAGAAGAGUACAUGGUUGUGUUCCCAGAAGUCUUUGAGUACCUUGAUGAGGCGAAAGGUUCAGAGGAUGUUCGUGCUAAGGAUUUAUUCCCUGUAUUCACGGGGAGCAGGGUAGAAGAGCUUCGUACCUUCCUGAAAGAGAGAGGGUCAGCCAAGGCGGAGCGACAAUCAUGUGGUACUGAAAUACUGGACGAGGAGGUGGUGCUGGCACUGGAGCAUUAUAUAGACAAGUACAACAGUGACGAGAAAAUGACCAGGCAGUUCAAACUGCCCGUCAAGCCUUCUAAUCUUUACUUGCCGAAACCAAAACUGGGUCAACCGCCAGAUCCGAAAGCAAACUUUAAUCUGUAUGACCGUGUUAUCAAUGUGAGAGAGUGUCAUACCGUACCUCUUGGAGCCAAAGGGAUCAUCAUUGGUAAGCACAAGGUGGAUCAAGGACCAAAUUACAUGUACGACAUACUUUUCGACAAAGAGUUCACAGGAGGUCUGAAACUGCGUUGCUCGCCCCACAGAGGCUACCGACUGCCUGGACAGGCUCUCAUCAACCUAACCCACAGCAGGAUGAACUUCAACAACAUCAAGGGCAAACCCACUGCUGUCGUGGAACCGUCAGAUCCCGCGGUAGAAGCCAGUGGCUCCAACAACAACGGACAUAACUCAGCAUUUGCCUCUUGGCGUAGCAAGCUUCAGCAAGAUAUGGAUGUUACAGUAAAUUCGUCACAACAGUCUGGGGUGGACCAGAAGUCAUGGAGACAGGAGAGGGUAAUUGACCAGUUCAGCCGAAAUAACCGGCAGUAUAUGCCAAACAAUCCGUGCCAACACUCCGCACCUCAACAGCUCUCCAACGAAUACUUUGCCAUGUUCAAGCAGCUCCAGAAAGCUGGUAACACCAGAGGAGGAGUGGGAAGGGGAUCUACUCAGAAUGUGUCUGAUCCUUCAAAUGAACUGAAAAAGAUACUGAAAAUCGCAGAUGAUCCAACCAAAAAGCAGCUACCUCCUCCUCCUAUUGAUAAUCGUAUUCCGAUGAGAGUUUCCAACGCUCAGAGCUACACUGCCCAACUAUUCUCAUUGCAACAGAAAAUGGGAAUGACACUUUCAAAGUAUUACUACUCAGAAACUCAAGAUGGUUCUGUCGUCUGCACGAUCACCUGCAAUGGCAAGGAGUAUCGAGGAGCACCGUCAUCGUCUAAUGAUACGGCAGCGGAGAGUGCUGCUGCAAUGGCACUGCAAGGACUGAUGGAGGAGGAAUAUUGGGGAUCCCACCACAAGAGACCACCUCCACACAUGGCCAUGUCAUCAGUACGACACAGCUUUCCUCCACCAAACAGGAUGCCUAUGGGACACAUGGGUGAGCCAGCCAAGCCCUCUACUCUGCCACAACCCCCCGUCAACUGGUGUCAGAACCCUCUGACCAGUACAGACCAGAGCUUCCAGCCAGAGUGGAGGAUGGGAGGACAGGGGGCAAGCAGGUCGGCCAACCCUCACUUAUACAAGAUGCCACAGCACCCGUCGCACAUGCUGCAGCACCCACCUCAAAAUCAGCACAUGUCGCAGAGAGCUGGACAUUUCAAUCUGAUGCCAUCAUGGCAGAAUGGACCGCCACCGUUCAUACCAUUACAGGCAGAGACAAGGUUCCGGCACCAGAGCCAGCACCCACCUCCAUCACUACCCCCACCUCGGAAUCACCCACCACCACAGCAGGAGUUGCCCAAGCCCACUCCUCCUCCCGCCACUUCUCAGAAGCAGACUCGUGGUAUGGGAGGCCCUCCACAAGGAGCCAUUAACACUGGCCGCACAUCGGCACGGCCAAUGCGAUCUCGAAUUGCAGCCAACUUUUCCAAACCCUUCUCCCCACAAAACAACUGAUGAGAGCAAUGUUUUAAUUGUGCUGCCACAUCAGGACAUGACUAAAGUGUAAACUUGUUUCUCAGUUUUAUUAUUAUUUUUUACAUUUAGGAUUUAGAUAGUAAGAUUUUUUGAACAACAUAAAAGUAAUAGAUUUUAACUCAUGGUUCCAUAAGUUCUUUUUGUUAUGUAAUUAAUAUCAGUAUGAAAUGUAAAGAUCAUUAAAGAUCAAUGUUUUAAAAUCACUUGUUAUUUUAUAUUACACUGAUAAAAGAGAAUUUGUAGACUCCAUGGAUCAUUUUUGUGUAAUUAAUAACAGUUUAAAAUGUGAUCAUGAAAAUUCUAUAUUAAAGAUCAAUAUUUUUAAA
Homalodisca vitripennis (glassy-winged sharpshooter) is the source of this 5299-nucleotide messenger RNA. It is a transcript of the gene pcm, whose product is annotated as 5'-3' exoribonuclease 1. Gene Ontology annotation, biological process: nuclear-transcribed mRNA catabolic process; rRNA catabolic process. Gene Ontology annotation, cellular component: nucleus. Bases 183 to 4952 code for a protein of 1589 amino acids. The transcript is spliced from 36 exons. The record is from RefSeq and is a predicted model, not a curated record. Gene Ontology annotation, molecular function: 5'-3' RNA exonuclease activity; RNA binding. NCBI's taxonomy places the organism in Eukaryota, Metazoa, Arthropoda, Insecta, Hemiptera, Cicadellidae.